UUCGCGGAAAUGAGUCGGACUUCCCAUAACACCACGCAGAGCUCUCAUUGAUCUCCAGCUAUCUCACACUGAUUCCACGCAGUUUUUAUGGUUUCACUUCUCAGUCAGCCGUUUACUUUCGUUGUCAAACACCGGCUGGAUCAGCCUUUCUGCGUGGAUCGGCAAAAUGUUGAUUGUUGAAGUGGUUGUUGUGCGUGAGAGAACGAAUCAUAUCGCUGAGAAGUAAAGCACACACACACACUUCCCGUGUAGUCUUUUGUGUUCGGCCUACGGAUCAGUGCUGUUUCAUUUACUGAAAAUCGCCGCUUUACCGGGAGUGAAAACCUCCCAGGCUGUAGGAUGUGUGUUGACUGCACUAUUAGCUUUGCUCGUCUGCAUCUGGCUCCUGAUGGUCUGCAGUAGCACAAUGACAGACACGUCUACCCGACCCGUACCGAGACACCUUCUAAAGUCCUUCCAAUGAUAUGAUAGUAGCCACCUGGAUUGCAUUCUGUGCCAGCAGGAGCCUCGUGCGGGUUCUGCGACUCACCGUAGAACAGCUGCAGUCAGUGCAGUUUUGGCCCAGCCUCUCGUCCGGCAGAGCCAUGGGGAACAGCUGCGUGUGCAGAGAGGACAGUGACGUGGAGGAGGGAUCAGCCCCUCGCAGGCAGCUCAGGCGAGUGGAAAACUCUGUGUCUGAUCCCCCAGAGGCCAGAGGCAGCCGGCCCAGGGACCCGGUUCGACCACCCCGGCGAGGUCGAGGACCGCACGAGCCACGUCGGAAAAAACAAAACGUGGACAGUUUGGUACUGGACACACUGGCCGUCAUCAGGACUCUUGUUGACAAUGACCAAGAGCCACCGUACUCCAUGAUAACGCUGCAUGAGAUGGCAGAGACGGAUGAUGGCUGGUUGGAAGUGGUGCAGUCUUUAAUUAGGGUAAUUCCUCUAGAUGACCCACUAGGACCGGCCGUAAUAACCCUCUUAUUGGAUGAAUGCCCUUUGCCUACCAAAGAUGCUCUGCAGAAGUUGUCAGACAUGUUAAAUCUGAGUGCUGCUGUGGCACGUCAGGAUGCCCUCAUCCCAGCCAAACACCGCAACACCACAGCAGUCCUGGGCUGUCUGGCUGAGAAACUGGCUGGUCCAGCGAGCAUUGCGCUCCUCAGCCCUGGAACUCUGGAGUACUUACUUGAGAGUUUGAGUUCUGAGGCCCAUCCCACUGUCAUGCUGUUUGCUCUCAUCGCUUUAGAGAAGUUCUCUCAAACCAGUGAAAACAAGUUAACAGUGUCGGAAUCGUGCAUCAGUAAGCGUUUGUCUGUUCUGGAGUGCUGGGCAGAUCAUCCAGACUACCUGAAGCGUCAAGUGGGCUUUUGUGCCCAGUGGAGCCUUGAUAACCUCUUCAUUAAAGAGGGGCGUCAGUUUACCUAUGAGAAGGUCAACUUAAACAACAUCAACGCCAUGCUGAACAGUAAUGAUGUCAGCGAAUAUCUCAAGAUCUCUCCUACUGGACUGGAGGCGCGGUGUGAUGCAUCAUCAUUUGAGAGCGUCCGCUGUACAUUCUGUGUGGAUUCGGGAGUUUGGUACUAUGAAGUAACGGUCAUCACCUCUGGCGUCAUGCAGAUUGGCUGGGCAACCAAGGACAGCAAGUUUCUUAACCAUGAGGGUUAUGGGAUUGGAGAUGAUGAGUACUCAUGUGCGUAUGAUGGCUGCAGGCAGCUGAUCUGGUACAACGCUCGCAGUAAACCUCACUCCCACCCCUGCUGGAAAGAAGGUGAUGCCAUAGGGUUCCUGCUGGACCUCAGUAAGAAGCAGAUGAUUUUCUAUCUAAACGGACACCAGCUGCCUCCUGAGAAGCAGGUGUUCUCCUCCGCCACGUCUGGCUUCUUUGCCGCAGCCAGUUUCAUGUCCUACCAACAGUGUGAGUUCAACUUCGGAGCCAAGCCCUUCCGCCAUCCCCCCUCCAUCAAAUUCAACACAUUUAAUGAGUUUGCCUCACUCGCAUCAGAUGAGAAAAUCAUUUUGCCCAGACACAGGCGCCUGGCUUUGCUCAAGCAAGUUAGCAUCAGAGAUAACUGCUGCACCCUCUGCUGUGACCAGAUGGCAGACACUGAACUGAGACCUUGUUUGCACAGUGGGAUUUGUAUGGAGUGUGCCUUACAGCUGGAAACGUGCCCACUGUGUCGCCAAGACAUCAAGACAAGAGUCAGACUCAUUUCCCAUGUGUCCUGACAUCAGCCCACCAACCCUAGAUGUGGACUAUCCCCUUCAAGCUUUCAUCCUGUCCAGUCCCCUCUGUCUGAGAGAUCAACCUGACCAAUCAAAUCAUGAUGCUGUCUCAGGAUUGAACGCGGCAGCGUGGACCUUUGACGGAUGGAGUAGACCCUCCUUAAACUGGAGGGAAGAAGAGGGAGAGAGAGAAAGAAAACUAUAUUUUUGCACUCCAAGGAGGCCCCAAUCCGAGGGCUAUUGAGGAAACCAGGAGGUUUAAAGGCUUCUGGGAAUUUUUAAUCUGCAUUUCCAGGAACAGAUAAAAUAUGGAACAAAUGCAUCUAUUACAUACUGAUCUGUCUUUGAGUCUCUCCCCUCAAACUCUGGUCUGCUGUGUGUCUCUGUUCAGAGGUGUUAAAUGUAUAUGUGACUUCUCCUAAUUAUUAUUAUUUUUUUGUCCAAGUUAAAGUGUCUUAACCACUUUGUUUCCUUUUAAUGUUCAUGCCUGCCUCAGAAAACCCAUUAUUCUGCUCCCUCAGACUUGAUUGUACUUUAAUCUGUUCUGGGGUUGAUUACCCCACAUUCUGAAUAUGAUUGCAAAACGUCUUGAUGAAUCAAGACACUGUGAUUUUUAAAUAGUACUUUAUAUUGAUGUAUGAUGCAAAGUCCAUUUAGAAAUAAAUGAAGCCAAAUUACAUUAGGUAAAAUGACAGAAUUGAGUGAGAAUUGAUUCAAUCAGACUGCAGGGCAUCCCUUAAAUGAGGUUUGGGGAAAUUUCAUGUGUUUAAUGCCAUGGUUAAUGCACAUAUCAGUGUCCUAAUGCUGCUGUCGCUAAAUGUGAACUGUCUGAAGCAGUUACAGAGACUGAAAUCUCCAACGCUCCCAAAGAUAAGAGAGUAUGAUUGAAUUAAGAAUCUUUCAUUUUCUGAAUUGUGAUGUUUGUAAUAAAUGUCUGUUUUAUGUGUUGCACAGGCUUUGUUACCUGACAUUAUUUACUCCUUUCAUCUGUGAUUUGCAUGAAUUCCAAAAUCCAAAUGCGCCCAAGACCAAAAUGUGAACUAUAGUGAUCAAAAAUGCCUCAUAAUCCAUAGCAUGCUCUCAUAACAAUUUGAGACUAACAUCUUCAUAUAAUCUCAAGAGCGCAAAAAUAAAAAGGUAAUGC
This is a messenger RNA of Sinocyclocheilus rhinocerous, 3348 nucleotides long. Its product is annotated as RING finger and SPRY domain-containing protein 1-like. The coding region runs from base 465 to 2207 and encodes 580 amino acids. NCBI's taxonomy places the organism in Eukaryota, Metazoa, Chordata, Actinopteri, Cypriniformes, Cyprinidae. The transcript is spliced from 15 exons. Gene Ontology annotation, cellular component: cytoplasm. Gene Ontology annotation, molecular function: ubiquitin-protein transferase activity; protein binding. The record is from RefSeq and is a predicted model, not a curated record.